GGUUCAUCAUCACUACCAUAAAAUAAUCAAACACUCCCACAAAAUCGUGAAUACAACACAAGAUUCGGCUGUUCUCUAUCUCCGAAUUAUAUACAUUCAUCUACAGUUUUCAACUGAGAGUGGAUUUACAAGAAAACUCCAAAUUAUCAAACUUUAUCCGUCGAUCGGUUUCAUUCUGCAGUUCUUCAGGUUUCUGUAUCCUUGAUUAAUUCGAAGGAAACGGGAUAGAUGCAAAAUGAGCAGUGCUACUGAGCUGCCAAACUCACCUGGAUUAACUAUAUUAGUUACAGAACCGAUUCGUUCUUUUCUGCUAUCAGCUUCCAGAGAACCAAACCUGUCUCUGCAACUACGAGAUCUUGCUUUGUUUCUUGUCACUCAAAAUAAUGUAUCAUACAAGUCUCUCCGCAGUAUUUGGAUUGCAUCUCCGCAGUCGACCAGACUGGACUUGAUGAGCCUCUUCUCAGGGUCUGAAUUCGUCUUCGCUAGUCCUAAACCUAGAGUAAAGAGUGAAGAGCUAAAGGCGAGACUGAGGAAACUCGAGGAACUGGCUGAGAGAAAGGCAUAUCAAGAGCUUGUUAAGGAUAUUACACCGAGGAAGAAUGAGAAUGAGCCUUUCUCUACUUACAAGGAUCAGCUUGGUUUUGGUUUACAUGUUGCCCUUAUCAUGUUUACCGGCUACUUAGUGGGAUAUGCAGCAUUCAGGGCAUUAUUUGGCCACAGCCCUGCAAUGAGUGCUGCCGGAGGCAUUCUUGGGUUAGUUUGCGGAAUGCUAGUCGAAACACUCCUUUUCAUUAUUACAACUUCACGUUCAGAAUCAUCAACUUCUACUUCCACUUCAAAGAAGAAGAACCAGUAAGGAGAGACUGUUUUAACCUGUUGGUUUUUCGAAUCAGCUUGCUGUGGUGCACUCGACUUGAAAGACGGUUGACGUUUUUAUGCAACGAUUUCAUCAGAAUACAUGCGGUCAGUGGGUGCAGAACAUUCCAGCAAAUGAGUUUUUGUUUCUUGUAAUAUUUAAGAACAAUUUUCAUAUCUUAUUUAUAGGCAUUUUAUUGACAAUGUAUAGCUUUCAUUUGAAAAUGAUACAUAUAUAUAUGUACAAGUAGACGUGUGCGCUUGAAUUCGAGUCUGCCCAAAUGAGAUUGAACCCA
Mercurialis annua (annual mercury) is the source of this 1151-nucleotide messenger RNA. RefSeq lists its product as uncharacterized. The coding region runs from base 236 to 856 and encodes 206 amino acids. The record is from RefSeq and is a predicted model, not a curated record. Gene Ontology annotation, cellular component: endomembrane system. Lineage: Eukaryota; Viridiplantae; Streptophyta; Magnoliopsida; Malpighiales; Euphorbiaceae. Gene Ontology annotation, biological process: vacuolar proton-transporting V-type ATPase complex assembly. The transcript has 6 exons.